Messenger RNA from Salvia miltiorrhiza (redroot sage), 1275 nucleotides. RefSeq lists its product as uncharacterized. The record is from RefSeq and is a predicted model, not a curated record. The coding region runs from base 1 to 1275 and encodes 424 amino acids. Lineage: Eukaryota; Viridiplantae; Streptophyta; Magnoliopsida; Lamiales; Lamiaceae. The transcript is spliced from 4 exons.
AUGUGUGAUAAGUGGUGGGGGAGGAGUAAUUUUGAUUGGGCUGUGAGGGAGUCAGAAGGCAGAUCGGGUGGAAUACUAUCGGUCUGGAACAAGGAUAAGUUUGUGGCAACUAGUAAAUGGAACGUGACGGGGGCUGUUAUUGUUAAUGGGAUUUGGCUACAAGGAGGCCUGCAUUGUUGUUUUGUUAAUGUGUAUGCGCCCAUGGGAACCACCGAAAAGGAAUCUUUGUGGGAUACAUUACAGCUCAUUGCUCUUCAAAACAAAGACUCUUGCCUGUGUUUUCUUGGCGACUUCAACGCAGUGCGUGAUCCGGGAGAAAGGGUGGGGAAAGGUGCUGUCUUUAAUCAAGCAGAUGCAAGGUCUUUUGACGCUUUUAUUCGGCAAAGUAAUCUGCUGGAAAUCAGAACACAGGGGAGAAAGUUUACGUGGUAUCAACCUGGUGGAGGAUGUAAGAGCAAACUAGACAGAUUUUUGGUCAACGAGAAAUGGAUGCAGGAAUGGCCGGACACAGUCGGAAGGGGGCUUCAGAGAUCAGUGUCGGAUCAUUAUCUUAAGGAUGAACUUCAGGAGCUGGACAUUUUUGAUGACACCUUUGGUCUUGAGGAGAGUGAGACAAUCAGGAGAAAUGAAUUACGAGCAAAGAUUUUCCUUAAAUCCAAAGAAAAAUGGCUUGAUGUUGGGGGCUGCUGGAUCGAGGAUCCAAAGACCAUUAAGGAGAACGUCAAAACGUUCUUCGAGAAUCACUUCAAGAAGAUGCCGCGCGUCCUACCUAUGAUACCGGGAGAUUUCACUGCUCGGAAAGUUUCUGCAGCGAAUAAUGCGGAGCUGAUCAAAACUUUUUCAGAAUCAGAAAUUAAAGAGGCCAUUUGGAGUUGUGACGGUGACAAGAGCCCGGGACCGGAUGGCUUUAACCUCAAGUUCUGGAAAGCGUCAUGGGAGAUUAUCAAAAAAGAUUUUUUAAAGGUGAUGACUGAAUUUCACUCCAAUGGCAAAAUACCUCGGGGAUGUAACUCUUCAUUCAUCGUUCUCAUUCCUAAAAAAGAAGGAGCUUGCUCACUUGAGGAGUUUAGGCCUAUUUCACUUAUUUGUAGCCUCUACAAAGUCAUUGCGAAGGUUUUGGCGAAUAGGAUGAAACAGGUCAUGGAUUCAGUUAUUUCGGAUAAUCAGAGUGCCUUCAUUGGCGGCCGUUACAUCCUUGAUGGGGUCGUGGUUCUAAAUGAAGUAAUCGCGGAGGCUACUAAGAAGAGAAAAAGGAGGAUUAUCUUCAAGGUGUAG